AUGAACGACCCUGAAGAUACAGAGGAACUGGAGCAGAUGCUGAAGGGAGAGAUACAGGUUCCAGAAAACCCUUACUUUAAGGACUGUCUCAUAGACAAUGUUGACAAGAUAGUAGGUAAGGAGAAGACUCAUACAGAAAGGUCAUCAAAACAGAAAGCAGCUCUCUGGUCUUUGCCAACUUGUACCUAUCUGGAUCAGACAGUUAUGCCUAUUUUGUUAACGGGAACUUCUGUGCUUGCAAAAGGAAGACCACCAAAUCCCACUGAAUUUCUAGCAUUCUAUCUUUUUAAAAACAAGGCACAGUUUGAAGAUCGAAACUGA
Messenger RNA from Lutra lutra (Eurasian river otter), 321 nucleotides. RefSeq names its product protein dpy-30 homolog. The record is from RefSeq and is a predicted model, not a curated record. The transcript is spliced from 3 exons. Lineage: Eukaryota; Metazoa; Chordata; Mammalia; Carnivora; Mustelidae. Bases 1 to 321 code for a protein of 106 amino acids.